AUGGCAGGUUUUUGGUCUCCUAUAUGGUUCUUCAUAACAUCCUUCUCUAGGCGUAUUAGCUCAAUCCUGCCCCUACGCAACCAGCCAGUCGUAGCAGCACCUGUUGAGUGGGAGGAGGAAUGGAAAACACUCACUGUUCGGAGAGGCUUCCAGGGUAUUGAAAGCAAUCUAGACGAAUUUAAGCCACACGGGCUACAUCUCGAACAACUUAGUAUUCCUGGUGCCAUCUUUCUCAAUCUUUUAGACAUGAGAAAGGUCUCUCGGAUCAGUGAUCGCAUCUCCCGAGUAAACUAUGACGGUGAAACGUGGAUACUGAAGAUUGCCCGAUUCAGACACGAAAUUCCGGCCCUGCAAGAAGAGGUUUCGAUAUAUUCUACUCUAACAGCAAGCGCUUUUCCUCUCGCUCCGAAAUUUAUUGGCUUCGUCUAUGAGGAAACAAAAGCACGAACAGUUGGCUUUCUAAUGGAGGAAAUUUUGGGGGAAACACCAGACAUACAUAAUCUCAAAGAUUGUGUGGAAACUGUUCGUCUGCUGCAUACAUUUGGAAUUGUGCAUGGGGACCUCAACAAGUACAACUUUCUGAUGACGGAACACGGUGCGAAAAUUUUCGAUUUUGAGGCUUCUGCUGCUGAGGGAGAAGUGGACCCAACAGCAGCUGAGGAGGAAUUAAAGGCUCUUGCAAGCAAGCUGGCAGAUGAAUCAGGCAUUGGCAAACGUUAA
Molecule: messenger RNA, 720 nt
Organism: Aspergillus fischeri NRRL 181
Lineage: Eukaryota; Fungi; Ascomycota; Eurotiomycetes; Eurotiales; Aspergillaceae
Exons: 2
Coding region: 1-720 (239 amino acids)
Source: RefSeq, a predicted model, not a curated record